AUGAGUGCAGAUGCCCAACACUGGGGUCGCCCAACAACAGAUAACCCACUCGACAAUACAGAAUCCUCCGAAUUAGAGGCCGAUGUCAGAGCUUUCCACAGUAAUCUUAGCCUCGAUAUUGUCGUCGAUUUGCGAACCCUUAUCAACGGCGCGAGACUCGCAAAGCACCGAUUGCGCAAUGUCCCGUCCGGGCUUACCCCCGCGGAGUUGGAGACUUUAAGCAGGGAGAGCUCGGAGAAAUAUUUGUCGUUCUUGCAAACUAGGGGUCUCCUUGUUACCGUUAUGGCCACGGCCUGUGCGGCAAUCACACAGGGAUGGCAGCAAUCAACAAUCAAUGGCAGCGCGCUUUUGAAGUGGCAAGAUGACCUCGGCCUUGAUACUGGUCGUGACAUGCUUUUGAUUGGAUUCAUCAAUGCAGCUCCUUGGCUUUCCGGCAGUCUUAUGUAUGUUGUCUCCCCACUCCAACCCAAUUGA
This is a messenger RNA of Penicillium hordei, 474 nucleotides long. RefSeq lists its product as uncharacterized. The transcript is spliced from 3 exons. NCBI's taxonomy places the organism in Eukaryota, Fungi, Ascomycota, Eurotiomycetes, Eurotiales, Aspergillaceae. The record is from RefSeq and is a predicted model, not a curated record. Bases 1 to 474 code for a protein of 157 amino acids.